AAAUACUGGAAAAUGUAAGACUAAUACAUAAACCAGUGUCUUUGCAACCGCGAGGGCUGAUCAACAAAGGAAACUGGUGCUACAUCAAUGCUACCCUGCAAGCCUUGGUUGCUUGCCCUCCAAUGUAUCAUUUAAUGAAGUCCAUUCCAAUGUAUUCAAAAUCGCAGCGGCCGUGUACCUCAACACCAAUGAUAGACAGUUUUGUUCGUUUAAUGAAUGAGUUCACUAAUAUGCCUGUACCUCCUAAAGCAAAACAAGCUUUAGGUGAUAAAAUUGUGAGAGACAUCCGACCAGGAGCUGCCUUUGAACCUACAUACAUUUAUAGACUUUUGACGGUUAUAAAGUCAAGUCUGUCAGAAAAGGGCAGGCAAGAGGAUGCUGAAGAAUACUUGGGAUUUAUCCUCAAUGGACUGCAUGAAGAAAUGCUGACCCUAAAGAAACUUCUCUCUCCACAUAAUGAAAAACUCUCAGUUUCCAAUGGCCCUGAGGCUCAGACUGUUCAUGAGGAAGAGGAGCAAGACGAACAAGGGGAAGGCAGCGAGGAUGAAUGGGAGCAAGUGGGACCUCGCAACAAAUCGUCAGUCACUCGACAGGCUGACUUUGUGCAGACUCCAAUUACGGAUAUUUUUGGUGGACAUAUAAGAUCUGUUGUUUACCAGCAGAGUUCUAAGGAGUCUGCUACGCUGCAACCUUUCUUCACCCUGCAACUGGAUAUCCAGUCAGACAAGAUACGCACAGUUCAGGAUGCGUUGGAAAGUUUGGUGGCAAGAGAGUCUGUCCAGGGCUAUACCACAAAAACCAAGCAAGAGGUGGAGAUCAGUCGAAGAGUGACGCUAGAAGAACUCCCCCCUGUUCUUGUUUUACACCUCAAGCGGUUUGUGUAUGAGAAAACUGGUGGAUGUCAGAAGCUAAUCAAGAACAUUGAGUAUCCUGUUGAUCUGGAAAUUAGUAAAGAGCUACUCUCUCCUGGUGUGAAAAGUAAAAUUUUUAAAGGCCAAAGAACCUACCGGCUCUUUGCAGUUGUCUAUCACCACGGAAACAGCGCGACUGGCGGCCAUUACACUACGGACGUCUUCCAAAUCGGCCUCAACGGCUGGUUACGCAUCGAUGACCAGGCGGUCAAGGUGAUCAACCAGUACCAGGUGGUGAAGCCGUCGGCAGAGCGCACAGCCUACCUCCUGUACUACCGCCGGGUCGACCUGCUGUGAAACCGCUCCCUCUUACGCUGUGUGUGCAAGAUACCUGCUUUGUAGAACGCCAACUAUCACUAACUUUUUUUCUCCUGUAAAUGCUCUUUUGAGUGAAUCUUUUUUCCUUUUUUUUUUUUUCCUUUUUUUUUUUUUCCUUUUUAUUUCCCUUGCAACUAUGGGAUAGAGUGGUAAAGGAAAUACCUUGGGUUUGUGCACAACAUAGUUUGUGUUGACUUUUGACUUGGCAGAAUGAAGUCACUCGGUUGAAAGACUCACUCUUGUGAAUCACAAAAA
Messenger RNA from Leptosomus discolor (cuckoo roller), 1484 nucleotides. NCBI's taxonomy places the organism in Eukaryota, Metazoa, Chordata, Aves, Leptosomiformes, Leptosomidae. The record is from RefSeq and is a predicted model, not a curated record.